GUCAGGAAAGCGGCUGUGAGGCAGUGAGCGCAGCGUCCAAUCACGGCCGGGCUGGCAGGCCGAGUUCCCGCGGAGUUAGUGUGAGAGGGCGAGGCCGGAGAAGCUGUGAAGCGGCUGAUGAUGGUUAGUAGGUAGAGGGGGACUCACACAGGGCGGUGUGCCGGCAGGUCCUCCAUGGAGAUGGGGUGCGGGAGGGCGCGAAUGGGUCACUGAGAGUGAUGGAGUCCGCUACAUGUUAUCAGUGACAGGCCCAGCACUGGGUGGGCAUAGAGGAUGACCGUCAGUGAGUCAGGCCCUGUGUCUGUAAUAUCACACACUGAGAGAGAGAGGGGACCAGGCCCUGUAUUGUCUGUGUAAUAUCACACACAGAGAGAGAGAGGGGGGACCAGGCCCUGUGUCUGUAAUAUCACACACACUGAGUGAGAGAGGGGACCAGGCCCUGUGUCUGUAAUAUAUCACACACUGAGUGAGAGAGGGGACCAGGCCCUGUGUCUGUAAUAUCACACACACUGAGAGAGAGAGAGGGGACCAGGCCCUGUGUCUGUAAUAUCACACACACUGAGAGAGAGAGAGGGGACCAGGCCCUGUGUCUGUAAUAUCACACUCUGAGAGAGAGAGGACCAGGCCCUGUGUCUGUAAUAUCACACACACAGAGAGAGAGAGGGGACCAGGCCUGUGUUUUGUAAUAUCACACACACUGAGUGAGAGAGGGGACCAGGCCCUGUGUCUGUAAUAUCACACACUGAGAGAGGGGACCAGGCCCUGUGUCUGUAAUAUCACACACUGAGAGAGAGAGAGAGGGGACCAGGCCCUGUCUGUAAUAUCACACACUGCGAGAGAGAGAGGGGACCAGGCCCUGUCUGUAAUAUCACACACUGAGAGAGAGAGAGGACCAGGCCCUGUGUCUGUAAUAUCACACACUGAGAGAGAGAGAGAGGACCAGGCCCUGUGUUUGUAAUAUCACACUCUGAGAGAGAGAGGGGACCAGGCCCUGUGUCUGUAAUAUCACACACGGAGAGAGAGAGAGGGGACCAGGCCCUGUGUCUGUAAUAUCACACACUGAGAGAGAGAGGGGACCAGGCCCUGUGUCUGUAAUAUCACACACUGAGAGAGAGAGAGGGGACCAGGCCCUGUGUCUGUAAUAUCACACACUGAGAGAGAGAGAGAGAGGGGACCAGGCCCUGUGUCUGUAAUAUCACACACACACAGAGAGAGGGGACCAGGCCCCGUGUCUGUAAUAUCACACACACACACAGAGAGAGGGGACCAGGCCCUGUGUCUGUAAUAUCACACACUGAGAGAGAGAGGGGACCAGGCCCUGUGUCUGUAAUAUCACACACUAUGAGAGAGAGAGGGGACCAGGCCCUGUGUCUGUAAUAUCACACACACUGAGAGAGAGAGAGGGGACCAGGCCCUGUGUCUGUAAUAUCACACACUGAGAGAGAGAGGGGACCAGGCCCUGUGUCUGUAAUAUCACACACUGAGAGAGAGGGGACCAGGCCCUGUGUCUGUAAUAUCACACACUGAGAGAGAGAGAGAGGACCAGGCCCUGUGUCUGUAAUAUCACACUCUGAGAGAGAGAGGGGACCAGGCCCUGUGUCUGUAAUAUCACACACUCUGAGGGAGAGAGGGGACCAGGCCCUGUGUCUGUAAUAUCACACACUGAGAGAGAGAGAGGGGACCAGGCCCUGUGUCUGUAAUAUCACACACUGAGAGAGAGAGAGGGGACCAGGCUCUGUGUCUGUAAUAUCACACACUGAGAGAGAGAGAGGGGACCAGGCUCUGUGUCUGUAAUAUCACACACUGAGAGAGAGAGAGGGGACCAGGCCCUGUGUUUGUAAUAUCACACACUGAGAGAGAGAGAGGACCAGGCCCUGUGUUUGUAAUAUCACACACUGAGAGAGAGAGGGGACCAGGCCCUGUGUUUGUAAUAUCACACAGUGAGAGAGAGGGGACCAGGCCUUGUGUCUGUAAUAUCACACAGUGAGAGAGAGGGGACCAGGCCCUGUGAAAAUAGAUUUUUUUUUUUUUUUUUUUAUUUAAUAAUAAUUGUACAUGUGGGACCAGCAGCCACCUUCUGUUUCCAAUUCUUCCCCGUUUAUACCUUCACACUUCCUAUCAGAACAGGAUAUUAAAGAUCAGCAGCUUUAGAUUUGUCCGUAGUUUUCAGAAAGUAAACCCAUUUUUUGUUAUUCAAAGGAGCUGUUUAUCCUUCCUUACCAGCAAUGGUAUAAAUCAGGCUUCCCCAAACUCCGGCCCUCCAGAUGUGGCUGAACUAUAACUCCCAUGAUUCUAUGAAUGAAAUAGUCUGAUAAUCAUGGGAGUUGUAGUUCAGCAACAUCUGGAGCCUGGUUUAAAUAAACCACAUGUAAUGCAAAACAGCACCCCAUACUGUACAGUCUGCCAUAUGCAUUUUUUUAAAGUGGAUAAAAUCUCCUAUUUACAGACAAAUAUCUUGACUAAAGAUGUCUUUAUCUGUGGUAUAACCUAAUUUUUGUAUGAAAUGUGAUUUUUACAUUGUUUUAAAACAUGCUAGUUUCUUUUGGAUCGCAAAAUAAUGAAGUAUUAUAGUUUCUUGUAAUCCUGAAAGUUCGUCACUACAAAGUUAUAUAAGUCUAUUGAAAAGUUAAUGCAAGAAACUGCAAUGCUAAUAAAGGAAGAGAGGACCUAAAUAAGAAGGAACGUACAUCACUUGAGUUCCAGACUUAGUUGGGGGUUAUCCCCCAUGUACAGGGAGUGCAGAAUUAUUAGGCAAAUGAGUAUUUUGACCACAUCAUCCUCUUUAUGCAUGUUGUCUUACUCCAAGCUGUAUAGGCUCGAAAGCCUACUACCAAUUAAGCAUAUUAGGUGAUGUGCAUCUCUGUAAUGAGAAGGGGUGUGGUCUAAUGACAUCAACACCCUAUAUCAGGUGUGCAUAAUUAUUAGGCAACUUCCUUUCCUUUGGCAAAAUGGGUCAAAAGAAGGACUUGACAGGCUCAGAAAAGUCAGAAAUAGUGAGAUAUCUUGCAGAGGGAUGCAGCACUCUUAAAAUUGCAAAGCUUCUGAAGCGUGAUCAUCGAACAAUCAAGCGUUUCAUUCAAAAUAGUCAACAGGGUCGCAAGAAGCGUGUGGAAAAACCAAGGCGCAAAAUAACUGCCCAUGAACUGAGAAAAGUCAAGCGUGCAGCUGCCACGAUGCCACUUGCCACCAGUUUGGCCAUAUUUCAGAGCUGCAACAUCACUGGAGUGCCCAAAAGCACAAGGUGUGCAAUACUCAGAGACAUGGCCAAGGUAAGAAAGGCUGAAAGGCGACCACCACUGAACAAGACACACAAGCUGAAACGUCAAGACUGGGCCAAGAAAUAUCUCAAGACUGAUUUUCUAAGGUUUUAUGGACUGAUGAAAUGAGAGUGAGUCUUGAUGGGCCAGAUGGAUGGGCCCGUGGCUGGAUUGGUAAAGGGCAGAGAGCUUCAGUCCGACUCAGACGCCAGCAAGGUGGAGGUGGAGUACUGGUUUGGGCUGGUAUCAUCAAAGAUGAGCUUGUGGGGCCUUUUCGGGUUGAGGAUGGAGUCAAGCUCAACUCCCAGUCCUACUGCCAGUUCCUGGAAGACACCUUCUUCAAGCAGUGGUACAGGAAGAAGUCUGCAUCCUUCAAGAAAAACAUGAUUUUCAUGCAGGACAAUGCUCCAUCACACGCGUCCAAGUACUCCACAGCGUGGCUGGCAAGAAAGGGUAUAAAAGAAGAAAAUCUAAUGACAUGGCCUCCUUGUUAACCUGAUCUGAACCCCAUUGAGAACCUGUGGUCCAUCAUCAAAUGUGAGAUUUACAAGGAGGGAAAACAGUACACCUCUCUGAACAGUGUCUGGGAGGCUGUGGUUGCUGCUGCACGCAAUGUUGAUGGUGAACAGAUCAAAACACUGACAGAAUCCAUGGAUGGCAGGCUUUUGAGUGUCCUUGCAAAGAAAGGUGGCUAUAUUGGUCACUGAUUUGUUUUUGUUUUGUUUUUGAAUGUCAGAAAUGUAUAUUUGUGAAUGUUGAGAUGUUAUAUUGGUUUCACUGGUAAUAAUAAAUAAUUGAAAUGGGUAUAUAUUUGUUUUUUGUUAAGUUGCCUAAUAAUUAUGCACAGUAAUAGUCACCUGCACACACAGAUAUCCCCCUAACAUAGCUAUAACUAAAAACAAACUAAAAACUACUUCCAAAAAUAUUCAGCUUUGAUAUUAAUGAGUUUUUUGGGUUCAUUGAGAACAUGGUUGUUGUUCAAUAAUAAAAUUAAUCCUCAAAAAUACAACUUGCCUAAUAAUUCUGCACUCCCUGUAUGCGUGUUUCUGGUUGUUUACACAAUUAGCGAGAUUCUUUUUUUCUUUUGACAGGAAUAGAUAGGAUAGGAAGUCAGAGUUUGUAGCUUUCACAUGUUUAAAUUCACUAUACAUUAAUGGGAAAACUGGAUGUUGUUUAUUCUAAUUUACUUUACUGCAUUUUUGUAUUUCAGGCGGACUUCUUGAAAGGAUUGCCUGUCUACAAUGAGAGCAACUUUAGCAGAUUCCAUGCGGACUCUGUGUGCAAAGCUUCAGUGAGUAGCUUGCCUUUGUGAAUUGCCUGUAAUCUUUGUAAGAAGCAGGAUGUCUCCAGUCUGUUUAAUAUUGUUGUCAAGCAGUGGCUGUUUUUCUGUUUUUUUUGUUUGUUUUUUUUGUUUGUUUUUUUUAAACUGCAUUCACGUAUAUAGUUAACUGCAUUUCAUUCAGUUUUAAAACUCUAAACUGUUUAUAAAGGUAUUGUUUCAAGAAUUAUUUUGUGUUUAGGAAAGAUGAGAUUGUAUGAUGUAUAGUAAAUUUGACUGAUCUGUAUCUUCAUUGGACCAGAAGGUGGCUUAGGGGGAGUUCCAUAAAAUAUUUAAUCUUAUCCUUUUUUUUUUUUUUUUUUUUUCUGUGGCAUUUUUGAGAAUUUUGUAUUCCACAUCUGAAAGUCUUAAAUUACAUUAAAGGGAUACUCCAGACCUCAAAAUCACUUUAGCUGAAGUGGUUAAUGUGUUAAGAGUGUGUCUUCUUGGUAGUUAAGCCCAGUGGAGCUAAACUCAGGAGGCAGGCAAUUGCUCAGAACCCUGCCUUGUAAAGACUUAGAGCUGCAUGGGGAAGUCUGUGAUUAGACAUCCAAAGGAGGUGUUCCUGGGUUAAAAGGGGGGGAGCUAGCCGACACGAGAUCUGCAUCUUUUGCAGACUGUCUUUGUGUAUAUACUCACAAUGAAAAAAAUAAAUGCAUAAUGCAUGCAUGUUUCCAAUGGUGAUAUAUCUACUAAACAGUGUUUUGGUUUCCCCCCCCCCUUCUUUUGCAUGGGGACGACGACAUUGGAGUGUCCCUAUACGACAUACAAAUCAAACCUCUACUUUAUGUUUAAAGCUCUGAGGUUUAUUUUCUUAAAUGUGUUCCUUUACUCCUUAUUAUUUACCUAUUGAAAUUUUAACUACUGCUUUGGUGGCUACUUGUGCAGGUUCAACAAAUCCAUUUCAGCUUAGUAUUUGAUAAAUGUCUGAAUUACAUCUUUUGCAUUCGCUGUCCUAAAUGCAGGUUUUUAGAAACUGUACUUCCUAUGCAUGCAAUGUAAGUUCAAGUUAAGAAGCGUAUUACAUAAGGACUGUUUUAUUAAUCGUGGUAUUAAAGGUAACCUGAUCUAUUUUUAAUUUAUUCUUCCCUUUCCAAACUGAGAAUUGUUGGAAAUUGCCUAUGCAAUGCAAACUUUCUCUGGAGGGAGCACCCCGAGGGGAGAAGUAUCUUCCCCUGUUGGGUGUUCUGCUGUCGAAACACACACAAUCUGUACAGAAUUGACAUUAGGCAGCCGUAAACAGAUUUACUAACCCUCGGGACACAAUUUUAAAAAGUCUAUGUUCAGUGUUUCAAGCUGAAACGCUGCACAUACAAAUUCUGCCACUGUGACCACUAAAUCUAUGAAGUGGUCGUGGUGGUUGUAGUAACCAUUUAAGCUAACAUUGUUUUGAUGCCUAUGGUCUUUAGUAUUCUUUGCGCAGGGCCUCUGUGGCAUGGGACUUGCUUGCACUAUAACCUAAUGAGCAUAAGUUGUUUUGUUAUUUACAUUCCCAGUAUGUGAGCUGACUCAAUUGCUGAUUUGGAGAGAGAUGUUUUGCAAAAUCUGAAGUGUAGUAGGGUGUAUUAUUUAUAUAUAUAAUUUUUUUUUUUUUUUUUUAUGAAAUGACUCCAGCCUAGCCCAAUGAAGCUAGUGUAGAACAAUGCAACUAUUUGUAGCCUGUGAAUCCUCAGGCCACAGCGUUUUAGUUGAAAAGGCAUUCAUAGUGGAAUAGCUUUGACAUCUGCUUGUAAUGUCUAUUAAACAUAAUUGAUUUUCUGUGCUCAAGAUGAACAGAUGGUUACUUUGAUUACUACCAAUGCACUUGGGGGCUGUCACAAAAAAUAGCAUACCCUUACACUUUGUGCUACAUGUGCAUAGUGUAAAAGGGUUAAAUAUUAGGGGGGAGGUGGUGUGUGUUAUGGAAGUUAUAUGUAGGGCUAUUAAAGCAAUAUUCUAGGCUCAUAGUGUCCCACUCUAAUCAGCUAUGUAAGCCAUAUCACCUGCAAAGGGUUUCUGAGCCUUUUAAAUGGUCUCAAGAUCUGAAAGACUGUUGACCUGACAGUUGUGCAGAAAACCAUCACUGACACCCUCCAUAAGGAGGGAAAGCCUCAAAAGGUAAUUGCAAAGUGCUGUAUCAAAGCACAUUAAUAGAAAAGUUAUGUGGAAGGGAAACGUGUGGAAGAAAAAGGUGCACAAGCAGCAGGGAUGACCGCAGCCUGGAGAGGAUUGUCAGGAAAAGGCCAUUCAAAUGUGCUGGGGACUUUCACAAGGAGUGGACUGAGGCUGGAGUCAGUGCAUCAAGAGCCACCACACACAGACGGAUCCUGGACAUGGGCUUCAGAUGUCAUAUUUCUCUUGUCAAGCCGCUCCUGAACAACAAACAACGUCAGAAGCGUCUUACCUGGGCUAAAGAAAAACAGACCUAGUCUAUUGCUCAGUGGUCCAAAGUCCUCUUUUCUGAUGAAAGCAACCUUUGCAUAUCAUUUGGAAACCAAGUACCCAGAGUCUGGAGGAAGAAUGGAGAGGCAAACACUGUCCAGGGAGCCAUGUCAUCUGCUGGUGUUGGUCCACUGUGCUUCAUUAAGUUCAGGGUCAACGCAGCUGUCUACCAGAAGACUUUGGAGCACUUCAUGCUUCCUUCCGCAGACUAGCUUUAUGGGGAUGCUGACUUCAUUUUCCAGCAGGACUUGGCACCUGCGCACACUGCCAAAAGCACCAAAGCCUGGUUCAAUGACCGUGGGAUUACUGUGCUUGAUUGGCCAGCAAACUCGCCUGACCUGAACCACAUAGAGAAUCUAUGGGGCAUUGCCAAGAGAAAGAUGAGACAUGAGACCGAAAGGCAGAAGAGCUGAAGCUGCUAUUGAAGCAUCCUGGUCUUCGAUAACACCUCAACAGUGCCACAGGCUGAUAGCUUGAGGCAGUAAUUGCUGCAAAAGAGGCCCAAACCAAGUACUGAGUCCAUAUGCAUGCUUAUACUUUUCAGAGGUCCGAUAUUAUUCUAUGUACACUCCUUGUUUUAUUGAUGGCAUGUAAUCUAUUUUACUGAGAUUGUGGAUUUGAGGUUUCAUGAGCUGUAAGCCAUAAACAUCGCACUCAUGACAAAUCACGACUUGAACUAUCUUGCUUUGCAUGUAAUGCGUCUAUCUCAUAUAUUCCCCCUUUUACGUUGCAUUUCUGAAAUAAAUGAACUUUUGCACGAUAUUCUAAUUUUUCGAGUAUCACCUGUAGAGAGAAGAUAUGUCAUGACAUCCCCACCUCUCGCUGUCAUCAAGUUUGUUUUAGGUUCAAGCUCCAGGUGGUUCGAGAACCUAGCAACUCCCCUGAGUUUUGAUAAUGGCACAUUAAAGGAACACUAUUGUGUCAGGAAUACAAAAGUGUGUUUUUGACACUGUAUGCCUGAUGUGGCAUUUUAGAUGACUGGCCUUGCACUGGUCGCCCUAAAAAAGUGAUUUUACACACCUUUUCUCCCACAUUGCAUUGGUCUUGCUGCGGCUGACUCCACCUCCAUGGCUGAAAUCAUCAAUCUUGAAAGCCUUGGUAGGCUGUUGCGCAUAUGCAGCAAAAUGUUGUACUGCGCCAAACAGCGUCUCCUCGUAGAGCUGCAUUGAACCAAUCUACCUUGGAGGCAUUGUGCAUAACUAAAAUUGUAAGCACCUCUAUUGGCCGUGUAUGUGACUGCCACUAAGGGUGUUACUAGGCACCAAUUUAAACACUGCUUUUCUCUGGAAAGGCAUUGGUUAUAUUGAAAAUCCUGCAGAGAAAGGCUAUAGGCACCAGAACCACUACAUUUAGCUGUGGUUCUGUUGACUUUAGCGUCCAAUUUAAGCUAAAUAUUUGAUAACUCCACCUGAUCAUUAUUACCUCCCAAUUAACAGUGAGCAGUAUAAAGGAUACAUAUGGAUGUUAUCAGUCCUUAUACCAUCCAAUGGUCAGAUUAGACCAGUACUUAUUUCAUCCCAGUAAUUGGAGCCCAAUAUUUAUAUCAACCAAACCUAUACACUACUACCCCCUGUUUACAACUAAAGUAAGCAAUAUAAUUUUGUUUAUUAACGUAUUCCUUUGCAGUUAUCAGGAAUUGGUAAAGAGUCUCUUGCUGCGUUAAAGUGACCCUGUGGCAACCACCUUGCUGGUAAUUCUAGCAUUAACAGCUGUAAGGUAGUGGUCAGUGUAAAAUGCCAUGGAAUUGCAUAGAUAUGUUUCGCACAGUUGACUUUCAAAGAAAUGUAAAAGCUUUUCUAAAUCGCAUUCAUGAUUCUGAAUUGUAUUGCAGAACAGAAGGCCUUCGGUUUACCUCCCUACAAGAGAAUAUCCUUCAGAUCAAAGUAAGUGUUUAGAUUGCCUAUUUGCCUGUAAGUUAUCUUUAAAUUUAUAUAUAUAUAUAUAAUAUAUUUUUUUUUCAUGUGUAUUUUGAUGUACAUUAUGUAACUUAAAAUUUGAACGAAUAUAUAUAUAUAUAUCAGUGGACUUUCCUGACAAAUCAGGAGGUCCUCCUGCAGCCAAUCCAGUUGAUCGUGGGGACACCACAUGACUCUGAUCUGCUGGAUUGACUACAGGGGAAUACUUGGGUUGUCACACAGGUGUCUCCCUAAUUGUGUUCGGAGUGCAGUGUAAGUAUUCUGGCUUGAGGAGGGCCAGAUUAAGACAUGCUAUGCUGCCAAACCAUUGUUAAAAUCCUCCUUUGGUAGAACGCCCUAAUGUCGGGAACGGGUUAAAGAGUUUCUCCAACCCUUAUUUGUUGUAGGAAUAACACAACAUUCUGUAGCUCCCCCUCCCUCAAUAUAAACUCUACAAAAAGUAAAAAAAAAAAGUUAAGUAAGUUUACUUUCUUAAAUCCAACGCCAGAUGAAGGUGCUCAGCAUAUCCAUAAAUAAGCUUUUAAUUGGACCAGUUUCCUGGUUUAGAGUGCGUGUUCGUUUGCAAAACCGAUGAGGGGAGAGGGAGGGCAUGUGGGACAAUAAAGCAAAUACCAAAUGGGAUAGAGAGGAGGGGAGACAUGAGCUUAUCCCUUGCAGGCUCUGCCUGCAACAGUGUAGAUUUUACAUCUGUAGGCAGCGUGCCGUGCAGAAAAUUGAUAUUAGGCAAGCCAGCACUCUGUCCUGAGCUGCCUAAGUCACGUGCGCCAGGGGUGCACAUCAUGCCCCAAGCUCACAACUACUAAUAUAGCUUGAUGUGCAGCGUUCCAAGCAUUUCAUAAAGCAGAAGUGGUCAUGGUGGUUGGAGUGACCCUUUACAGUGAAGUGAUUUUGGUGCUUAGGCUGUCUAGGGUUACAUCUUUGUCCACUAUUACAUUCUUCUAAGCAUCAUUCCCUAUGAGAAAUGCAACAAAAAUGUAUGUCCUUUACUGUAUAAAUGUAUGCUGCUCUCCAAGAGCAUUCUUAGUCUGCAUAUGUUACCAAAUGGAUUGAAAGCUGAACACUUCCAUCUGUUACUGUCUGCAAAAGGCUUGCGUGCAGGCAUUCAAAAAGGAUGAGCAUCUACAUAAAUUAAAGUAUUCUUCUCUAAAAUGAGAAUUGUUGGUGGAAAUUGAAAGUGAAUUUCAAAUUUAAGGCCAAAGUAGCUGGACUGUAAGCAUGGUUGAGUUGGAGAAUUUUGUUUCUAGUUUACUCAUCCUGGCCUUAAAUUUGCUACUCCUGACAAGUCACACAUUGGUGAAUUACCCUUAGAUAUCUCUAAAAAGUUCAUGUCUCACAGGUUGGGGUGGUUGUUGUUGUUGUUACAAAGCCAAUGUAUCUACUUGUGUUUAAUAAAUGUUACACGUUGGCUUUAUGAAUGGAUUUCAUUUUGUAUUAAACAGUAAGAAUGAACAUGUAUUCACUUAAUGUUUUACUUUGUUUCAGUCAUAGUAACAGAAAAAACGAAUAUACUUUUACGUUACCUACAUCAGCAAUGGGACAAAAAGGUAAGGCUUGUCAACAUUCAAGACAAACCUGCAUUGCUAUGUCUCAGGCUAAACAUUUAGAAAACAUGGACAAUGAAAGUUCGAAAAAGUAACUAAAUAUAACUUAGUUGUGCUCUGAAGUCAGUACUUAAAGUGACACUAGUCACUAGAACUACAGAUUAACGUAGUUGUUUUGGUGUCUAUAGCCUGUCCCUGCAGGCAUUUUAAUGUAAACACUGCCUUUUCAGUGACAUAUAGUGUCAGGAAUACACGUUAAAUAUUCCUGACACUAUAGUGUUCCUUUAAAGAUGCAUAUAUACAACGUGGCUUAUAAUAUGUUUGAUUUGUGUUCCUAGAACACUAACCACAUCUAUAUGGUUGACCAAAGUUGCUUGCUCAUUUUGUGUUUGUGCAAUCCCUCGUUCAGGCAAUGAAAGUAUCACGUUUUUAAAGCCAGUGCGUCUUUUUAUACAGUGGAUAGAUGAAAGAUAACAUCUUGGGUAAAAGUAACCUUGUCUGCUCAACUGCCAGCUCCUGUAAUUUGCAUGUAAAAAUUUUCUUUUUCCAUAUUCAAGUCCCUAUCAACUAUAGAUAUUCUUAUUCUGUUUUUUGUUUUGUUUUUUGUCACAGAAUGCAGCCAAAAAAAGAGAUCAAGACCAGUUAGAAAUAGGUGAGACUUCGGCUCCCCCACGAAAGAUCGCCAGGACAGACAGCCAAGAAAUGAAUGAGGACACAUAGGCACCCUUGAGAACCUUUCCAACCCACUCCUUCGUAUUCUUCCCUUGCAGAUCAGGAUCAUCCUGCAAUGUUGGUGGGAGUAUCACAGCCUUCCUUCCCUGCCUCUCGUUACUCUUCUGAUCUCAUAGGAGCCAAAAUAAUAUUUAUUUCUUCCAGAAUUUAUUUAUGCUCUGCUUCAUACAGUUCGGAGAAAAAUAAUGGUGUCGCAACAACAAACUGUUUUUUGGUUUUGUUUUUUUUCUCACCCCCACCCGCCAAUGUCUUGCUGCUCACAUGAAAACGCAUCAUAUUUUGUUUGCCACCUUUUUUUUAUUUUGUGCUGGAUUUUACUUAACCAGGUAUAUUUGUCCAAAUUACAUCAAAAUUGAGCAAGUAAAGAUGUGGACAAAUUACUUUCUGCUGGAGAAAUCAAAAAAGUAAAGUGAGCUUCGUGAUGUAGCCACAUAUAACUAAUGGUUUUGUGUAAAUUACCCAUUAUCCCUUUACCUCCUCUUUUGCAUGCAACGUUUCUAGACAAAGCUGCAUCAAUAUGAUUUUUAUAUAUAUUUUUAAUGUAAAAAGUUGUUUCCCUGGUGAUCCUCUCGCAAAGGGGACUUUGUACAUCUGCUUAAAAGAAGAUUUGUGAAAUUAAGCCUUUAGUUUGACAUGCUGAUCAACUAUCCAGCUUGUGUGAGUUGUGACCCUUGCACAAUGCGUUAACUGGCGUGCCAUAAAGGAUUUCUCCAGUUUCUGUUUCAGAGGCAUCUGCAUGACCAACCUACUAUUGGUAACACAUUGGAUUUUUUUCUGUCAUAGGUUAUUGUUUGUACUAGAUCUACAAUGAGCGUGUGUUUGUCCCCUAAAACUCAUCACUACCAAGAGGGAAAAAAAAUGAAAACCAUCUGUAAACUAGACUGUUGCUUGACGCACUAAACAGAUGUUGACACUGUAGUUGCACUUUGAUGGCCACUGACCCUAAAACCAUGGAAUUACAGUACUGCAUUAGUCCCUUCCCAACAGGGAAGAUGUUGAAUUACAAUUAUUACUCAUGAAAGUGUUUUUGGGUUGUUUAUUUUUUUUUGUAAAGGAAAAAAAGUUUUUAUUUUAUUACUGUUUUUUGGAAGAUUAGCAGAAUUAUUUUAACGUGUUUUAUGUUAUUAAAAAUACUUUGGAGCUUGUUUUCAGCACAAGUUUUGACAUUAAUCACUCAUAGUUACCUGUUAAGCUCUGAUGGCACUGACUGACUGGUGCCAUUGUACAAAAAUCUCUGUUACACUCUAGAGAUCCCUGCUAUAUCUUGUGGUCAGGACAUAUUAAUCCUGUGGCCGUCCAAUAAAGUCUCAGAAGCAGAGAUGGUCUGUAUUUGUAAUCCUGUUUUUGUCUGUCCCUUUUAUCAUUUUCAAGGCUUAAGUUUCUGUGUGUGGUCUGGCUUUUAUUUUUUUUAUUUAUUUUUUUGCUCCGAUGUUAAUCAGCUCAUUGCAUUAAAGCAGGGCUCAACAAAUCCCAAGUCACUAAUAAACUUUGUCCUGGCACCUAGUCACUUUUCAGCUUGGGCGACUGGCUGAGGGAGUGUGGAG
Messenger RNA from Pelobates cultripes (western spadefoot toad), 12729 nucleotides. NCBI's taxonomy places the organism in Eukaryota, Metazoa, Chordata, Amphibia, Anura, Pelobatidae. The record is from the annotation of a GenBank genome assembly.